AUGAACGGGGUCAGUGGGGAGGUUCUCUGUUGCAAUGACCAUGAGCUGGCAGAGUGUGGUAGGGAGGAGGACGCAAAUGCUGCGAAGGGUCACUCUUUGGAGCACGUAGAUUGUUUAAGUGCAUCAGAAGAGAUCAGAAGAGACAUCAGGGAGGACUUUCCUAUAGAGUUAGAAAACGCUAGGUACACCCUCGAUGCCUUUUCUGAAGUAAAGAUGGCCCUGCAACAAGAAGGAUUUGACCGUAAAAAGAGAGGGUACAGGGACAUCAAUGAGAUUGACAUCAACAUGAAUGAUCCUCUUUUUACAAAGCAGUGGUACCUGUUCAACACCGGGCAAGCUGAUGGCACUCCUGGGCUAGACCUGAACGUGGCCGAAGCCUGGGAGCUGGGAUACACAGGGAAAGGCGUGACCAUUGGAAUUAUGGAUGACGGAAUUGACUAUCUUCAUCCAGACCUGGCCUACAACUACAACUCGGAUGCAAGUUAUGACUUCAGCAGCAACGACCCCUACCCAUACCCUCGCUACACAGAUGACUGGUUCAACAGCCACGGAACUAGGUGUGCAGGAGAAGUUUCUGCUGCAGCCAGCAACAAUAUCUGUGGAAUCGGCGUAGCAUACAACUCCAAGGUGGCAGGUAUCCGCAUGCUGGACCAACCCUUUAUGACAGACAUCAUUGAGGCCUCCUCCAUCAGUCACAUGCCUCAACUGAUCGACAUCUACAGUGCAAGCUGGGGCCCCACAGACAAUGGGAAGACAGUUGAUGGUCCCCGAGAGCUCACGCUGCAGGCCAUGGCUGACGGCGUGAACAAGGGCCGUGGGGGCAAAGGCAGCAUCUAUGUGUGGGCCUCUGGGGACGGUGGCAGCUAUGAUGACUGCAACUGUGACGGCUAUGCUUCAAGCAUGUGGACCAUCUCCAUCAAUUCAGCCAUCAACGACGGCAGGACCGCUCUGUAUGACGAGAGCUGUUCGUCCACCUUAGCAUCCACCUUCAGCAACGGCAGGAAGAGGAAUCCUGAGGCCGGUGUGGCCACAACAGACUUGUACGGCAACUGUACUCUGAGGCAUUCUGGGACCUCUGCAGCUGCUCCUGAGGCAGCUGGCGUGUUUGCACUGGCUUUAGAGGCUAACCUGGAUCUGACCUGGAGAGACAUGCAGCACCUGACCGUGCUCACCUCCAAGCGGAACCAGCUUCACGACGAAGUCCAUCAGUGGCGGCGGAACGGGGUCGGCCUGGAAUUCAACCACCUCUUCGGCUAUGGAGUCCUUGACGCAGGUGCCAUGGUGAAAAUGGCUAAAGACUGGAAGACUGUCCCUGAGAGAUUCCAUUGUGUGGGAGGCUCCGUGCAGAAUCCCGAGAAAAUACCACCCACCGGCAAGUUGGUACUGACCCUCCAAACAAAUGCAUGCGAGGGGAAAGAAAACUUUGUCCGCUACCUCGAGCAUGUCCAGGCUGUCAUCACAGUCAAUGCGACCAGGAGAGGGGACCUGAACAUCAACAUGACCUCCCCCAUGGGCACCAAGUCCAUUUUGCUGAGCCGGCGUCCAAGAGAUGACGACUCCAAGGUGGGCUUUGACAAGUGGCCUUUCAUGACCACCCACACCUGGGGGGAGGAUGCCCGAGGGACCUGGACCCUGGAGCUGGGGUUUGUGGGCAGUACGCCACAGAAAGGGUUGCUGAAGGAGUGGACCCUCAUGCUGCAUGGCACACAGAGUGCCCCGUACAUCGAUCAGGUGGUGAGGGAUUACCAGUCUAAGCUCGCCAUGUCCAAGAAGCAAGAGUUGGAGGAAGAGCUGGAUGAAGCUGUGGCCCGAAGUCUGCAGAGCAUCCUGGGGAAGAACUAGGGCCAUGGCUCCAUCCUUCACCUCCAACUCCUCCCUGUUUCUGCCUCUGUCCUUGCUCCACAGUUCUGGCAGGCACCAGCCACCCAGAAAUUCCUGUUACCCCCCCCCCCAACACACACACACACACACACACACAAGCAAUCCCAGCCUGGUCUGCAGCUUUGCUCACUGUCAAUGAUUAUUUUCACUACAAUGGAAGCAGUCGUUUUUAUUCUGUAGCCCAAAUAUAGUGUUCCUACCAACA
Molecule: messenger RNA, 2086 nt
Organism: Acomys russatus (golden spiny mouse)
Lineage: Eukaryota; Metazoa; Chordata; Mammalia; Rodentia; Muridae
Product: neuroendocrine convertase 2
Exons: 12
Coding region: 1-1842 (613 amino acids)
Biological process (GO): protein processing
Cellular component (GO): Golgi membrane; trans-Golgi network
Molecular function (GO): serine-type endopeptidase activity
Source: RefSeq, a predicted model, not a curated record